CAACGACGAUGACAUUAUUUUAUUUAUGCUGUGAUAGUGAAAUAACAACAAGACCAAGACCAACAACUGAAAUAACACCCAUUUCCCCAAAAUCAAUCGCAAUAUUUUCGAUGAGGGACGCGAAACGCAUGGAGGGUCUUCACUUUUAACGAUGAAAAAGAUAAAUUAACAAAAAGCUUUAACCAAAACAUAAAAAGAAACACCAAGCAAAUCGUUGCGAACCGUAUAGAUAAAUUAAUAUUUAAUUCAUAGUGAAAACAGCACCAAUUAGCGCAUAACCUAUAAAAUAUUAGUCAAUAUGUUUAGCUAGCUACAAUUUACAUAGAUAAUGUUUAAUUAGUGGCUUCAAACAAAACACCAAGCAACCAAACAACCAUACAACAAAGGGGAAAACCAAUACCUAGUUCGAUUGAACGGAACGAAAAACUAACGAAUAGCGAUUAGAAAAACUGGCCAACUGAUAAGGCUGGCGAAAAUAUUAAGCUUAUAGCAUAUAGGAAAUAAUAAUAGCAACGGCAACGGCAACCCACCCCUUCCCAACCGAAAGCCCCGAAAAGCGGAUUCAUUCAGUAAAACGUGCCACACAACCGGACGGCAGCGACGUCAACGGCGGCAGCGGCAGCGACGGACAACCGUAAAUGUCAAAGUCAUAAAGAGAAAGCACGGAAACGCCGAUGAGAGAAAGCUCAAAGGAAACGUCAAAACUAUGAGAUGCGAUAAAAGCUAGACAGUUCUUUUGGGAGAAGCAAUGCCAAGUGUCAAAAUCUCAAAGAGAAAGUACGAAGAGAGAGAAACAGCUUAACAAAGAAAACCUCGGGUUAUUUUGCUAACCAGUGGAUUAAACGAAACCGCCAUAAAAUAACGUAAACAGGAUAGUGGAAUGCUGACACAAGUAUCCGAUAACCUCUGCUUGAAUUCGAAAAAGAGUUCAGAAAAAGAAAAGGGAAAGAAACGUCACAAAAGGAGGUCAUCCAAAACGUCAGAAGAGAGGUCCUUGAUAAUUUGACACAAUUCAAAGCUUAACCAAUGAGAAAGCCUUAAGUGAAAGCUCAGGAUAAUAGCUUCAGCACAGCUUUUGGCCAAGACACAAUCCACUAAAAUCGAAUCCAAUGGCCAGCACAGCGUUGGCAACAGAUGGCGGUGAGGGUGGUCCAGGGGCAGGAGGAGCGCCGGCGGGAUCAGCGCAUCCCGACGACGCGAGCAGCAUGAGCGACGACGUCUUCGAGGAUGCGGAGACCACCCAGGCCAGGAUCGAGGAGCUGCGUCGCCGGCCCUUCGGCGAUGGCUGCUACAAUCCCCCCGCAGCGCCCGCCUCUGUUUCCGCCUCGAUAACAACUACAACGACGCAGCAGCAACACCAUCACAAUUCUUCGCAACAUCACCAACCUUCGCACCACCAACCAUCUCACCACCAUCACCACCACCACCACAACCAGCAGAGCUUGACGGGUAUCCAUCACUACCACGACGAUGCUAUCAUGGCGCCCGUCCAGCGCUCUGCCACCGGAUAUCCUGGCUAUCGUCCCUCCCGCGAGGCUAUGCAGAUGUAUGCGUACGGAACGGAUGACUACGACGAUGACUAUAACGAUGGUUGGCGAUCGUAUCGCUACGAUGAAGUGGACAUGCACCCAGCCCCGUCCACCGCCUAUCAGCAGCCCUUCGACGAUACGGUCAACCACAAGACGAUCCUGCUGGGAGAUUCUGGCGUGGGAAAGACCUCCUUCCUGGUCAAAUACAAUACGGGCGAGUUCCGACUGGGUUCCUUUUCCGCCACGGUGGGCAUCGCGCUUACGAACAAAGUGGUGGUCGUCGAUGGAACGCGCGUCAAGCUGCAAAUCUGGGACACAGCCGGUCAGGAGCGAUUCCGGAGCGUUACCCACGCCUAUUACCGCGACGCGCAUGCUCUGCUGCUGCUAUAUGACGUGACCAACAAGACCACCUACGACAACAUACGCGCCUGGCUGGGCGAGAUCCGGGAAUACGCGCAGGAGGACGUGGUCAUCGUUUUAAUAGGUAACAAGGCCGACUGCAGCGGCAGCGAGCGACAGGUGAAGCGGGAAGACGGGGAGCGUUUGGGGCGAGAGCACAACGUGCCCUUCAUGGAGACCUCGGCCAAGACGGGACUCAAUGUGGAGCUGUCCUUCACAGCGGUGGCCAGGCAACUGAAGAGUCGCGGCUAUGAGCACGGCGAUGAUGGAAAGUUCAAUGUGCAUGAUUUUGUGCGUGACAAUACAAAGGCGCGCUCGGUUUGCGCCCAAUGCAGGAACAUGUAAUUGUCAUUGGCCAACUUGUGGAUGAGAGAAGAGCCAUAUCCUCCCGAUCCCGCGCACAAAGAAAACAAUAACCCCGCAGUCCGUUCAGAUGGGAAGUGGGGCACUCGAAAGAAUACAGAAGGAUAAGUUGGCGGUGGCGCAGAGUCGAAAUUCUGCAUUUAUUGAAAGAAAACCCAAAACGACAAAAAAGAAAAUCACAAAGACACUCGAUAAGAUUGCACCAAUUUUGUAAGACCCUAGAGGGAAGGUAGAGAACUCGGCAUGUUUUGUAUGUAAUGGGGAUUUCGGGGCGGAACGGGACGCGACACGCAUAAUUUUUAUAGGGCAGGCCAUUGGCAUUGCGGCAUCAGUAGGCCCGAUGCAUAAAUAUUGAUCAAUAUAUAUAUAUAUGUAUAUAUAUACAUAAAAAUAUCCAUAUACAACUGCAUAAAUUACUUUAAUGAGAGAGCCGACGGAACGCAGAAAAAUCAUGCAACAUUGAGAUUUAUCCAGCACGCCGUUGGAUUUCUCUGAGGAUAGUACUGCUUGGAGAAUAUAGACCUACCUAAAACACCCAGAGGAGAUCUCGGGAUGCUACAAUUCCAAUUAAUGAGAAACAAUCACUCAAUUUACCUACUAUUAGUUCUAUUGAUUCACUCCUAUUUGUUAAGUGUUAUGGACUAUCGUUAAGUUUUAGGUCCACUCGAGGGCCCUGGAAAUUGUUUACAUUCCCCACUAAUGAAUACCCUACGCAAUUAAGUUAAUUAUUACUAAUUACGCCAGUGUAAACCCAAUCAUAAACCCAUUCGAAAAUAAUUUGAACAGCCCGCCCAGACAAAGGUGUUAGAAAUACUCAAAGGCAGUUAAACGAGUUGAACAUACAUAUACUAUAUUCUGAGGCACUACAGCAAAAGAUAAAGAAUCCGACGCAUGCGUAUAUCACGGGAUGGAUGUAAAUUAGCUACUAAACAGCGUUAUAUUCAAGCAGACGUCAAGUCUAUACC
Drosophila teissieri is the source of this 3256-nucleotide messenger RNA. It is a transcript of the gene Rab26, whose product is annotated as ras-related protein Rab-26. Gene Ontology annotation, cellular component: endosome; Golgi apparatus. The transcript has 5 exons. Gene Ontology annotation, molecular function: GTPase activity; GTP binding. Bases 1110 to 2273 code for a protein of 387 amino acids. The record is from RefSeq and is a predicted model, not a curated record. Lineage: Eukaryota; Metazoa; Arthropoda; Insecta; Diptera; Drosophilidae.